UCCACUUGUAUAGCAGGAGCAAGUUGGAUGAUAGGGAAAGCAUGCAUUUUUAGUUCAGUGGGACUAAUUGAACUUCAUCACGUAGCCCAGGUUUCUCUAUUUGUAUGCGCUCUUAAAUAAAAUGAGACACUUCUCUUUAAAUAUUGGUGUCGGUAGAUUAUACAAUAACAAUCGAUUCUGAGUAUUGCAAUUGUGCUGGAUUUUGCUCUGUGGGUAAUUGGUAUUGGUAGUACCACAACCGAUUCUGAGUAUUGCAAUUGUGUUGGGUUUUGAAAUACCUUGCCUAUUGAAGGAACCAUAUUUUUUUAAGAAGAGAAGAGAAUGGCCAUCCUUCCCCUUCCAUCACUACGGCUACCUUUAUAUAGCAAUUCCAAUUCCAGUAAGCUCUGUUUUAUCCCUCCUCAUUACCAUUCCCACGUACUGAUAAAACCCAUCACAGCAAAGUUCGAAAAACAAAGGGCAGAAGAAAGUGUUAAAUCCAUAUCAGCUAUAUACAAGAAGCAGAAGCAGAGUCAGACAAUGGCAAUGAUAAUGAAUGAAGAGGGAUUUCCCAGGAAAAAACAGAAAAAGGUGGCUGUGUACUGGGAUUUGGAUAACAAGCCUCCAAAGGUGGCACCAUUUGAUGCAGCAGUUGCAGUGAGAGAGAUUGCUGGAAAGUUUGGAGAAAUUGUUGAUAUGGCAGCGUUUGCAAACAGGCAUGCAUUCACUCAUGUCCCUCAAUGGAUUGUAGAGCAGAGGCGUGAGAGAAAACAAAUGGACUUUAUGGAAAGCAAAAGCCUCAUCAAACCAGAGCAACCCUAUAUUUGCGGUGUCUGUGGAAGGAAAUGCAAAACCAAUGUUGAUUUGAAGAAACAUUUCAAGCAGCUUCAUGAGAGAGAAAGGCACAAGAAGUUGAGCAGGAUGAAUUCUCUCAAAGGGAAACGCAAGGCCAAAUUCAGGGAACAGUUCAGGGAAAAGGACGAAAAGUAUCAGAACGCAGCUCGGACUCUGGUAAUUCCUAAGGUUGGCUAUGGUCUGGCUUCUGAGCUCAGAAGGGCUGGUGUUUAUGUGAAAACAGUGGAAGACAAACCGCAGGCUGCAGAUGCAGCAUUGAAAGCUCAAAUUCAGCAUUCCAUGAGUAGAGGUAUUGAUUGCAUGUUUCUUAUAUCUGAUGAUUCUGAUUUCUCCGACAUGCUAGAUAAGGCCAGAAAAAAUAACACGAGAACUGUUGUCCUUGGAGAUAGCCGGGCCUUGAUAAGACAUGCUGAUUUGUGGCUCUCCUGGGAUCAGGUUACCUCUGGAAAUGCCGGGGAUGCAAUCCAUACCGUUUUGCAGAAGUGGUCUACCGAAGACGCCGUCCUUGAUGAAAUUCUUGACUUUCAGGACACAGGAAUGGACUAUGGGUACCAGUAUGAUUCCGACCAAAGUGAAAGUGACACUGAAUUGGAUCAGAUGGCUGAGAUGAUUGUCAAGGCUGAAGGUAGAUUGCCCCAGAUUGGUAGCUUUUUGGCGUUUUCAGAGGAGGAGCCUCUAUUGCAAGCGGAUGCUGAAACUGGAAGCUUGGAAAAGAUUUCGUAUGAUGCAGGUGAUUGGGACAGAUGAAGGGAGAGACAUGGAUAGGGGAGAAGAGUCUAACAUUUGGAAGUAGAAUAAGUUCCACAUGUAUUGAUAGCAUGGGAGGACGAGGAAUAAAUCAUAUUUUUCUUGGUCUGCAGUCCAGGUAUGAUGAAGGUGGGUAAUUUCAUUUGUAUUUCUUCCAUGUAAAACUAUCGAUUGCGUCUGUAACAAAUUACUUAUAAUUGAUUACAAAAUCGUUGCUCUUCAAACUCAAAGAUUAAUGAUAAACUGUUAAAAAGCUCCAGGAUCUAACAUAAUCACUCAUUUAAUAUGACUGACUGCAAAAGCAUUGCUCUUGAAAUUCAAAUAAAGAUAUUAAACUGUUAAGAAGUUUCUGGAAUCUAACAUAAUGCUGAGACUGUCUGAGCAAGUUCUUCCUGUGUCAGUCAGCUGAGAGAUAUGACGAAUAAUUCAAAUUCAAUUAUAUUAUCA
Messenger RNA from Cryptomeria japonica (Japanese cedar), 2028 nucleotides. RefSeq lists its product as uncharacterized. The transcript has a single exon. NCBI's taxonomy places the organism in Eukaryota, Viridiplantae, Streptophyta, Pinopsida, Cupressales, Cupressaceae. The record is from RefSeq and is a predicted model, not a curated record. Gene Ontology annotation, molecular function: RNA nuclease activity. Bases 322 to 1581 code for a protein of 419 amino acids.